GAACGAGGACCGGGGUAGUCGCGGGGCAGCGGGCGUGAAGUGUGGACGUGUAGAAUUAACUUGCUGGAAAAUGGAAGAGGGAGUUGCACUGGAUGAAUUUUGCGGGUCUAAAUUCUGGGAUGCCAAUGUCACAUGGUACACGUACAACCCUGACUUCACACCAUGUUUCGAGCGCACAGUGUUGGUGUGGGUGCCCUGCUUCUUCCUAUGGGUCUUUACUCCCAUGGAAAUCUUCUAUAUAAAAAGCAGCCCAGAUAGGCUUGUACCUUGGUCAUGGCUCAAUAUCUGUAAACUGAUUGGGUCAACACUCUUAAUGACUGUUCAGUGCGUAGAUUUUUUCCAUGCUGUUUAUAGAAAUGCAAAUGAAGGAGAAGUUUAUGGUGUGGACUAUGCUGCUCCAGCAAUAAUUUUCUUUACAAUACUACUUCAAGUGGUUUUUAUCCUGAUGGAGAAGAAACGAGGGAUACAAAGCUCAGGCGUAAUCUUCAUGUUCUGGCUACUUCUGGUUAUAUGUGGUAUUCCAGAGUACCGCACAUACUUCCUCAAUAUCUUAAGUGAGGAAAAUAAAGAUGAUGUAGUUGUGUUCAGAUUUGUGACUUACAUGGUGUACUUCCCACUUAUUGUUGUAAUGUUGGUCCUCAAUUGCUUUGGGGAUGCUACACCUGAGUAUGUGGAUUUCGAUAGAGGCGAGAAACCUUGUCCAGAAGUUGGUGCCUCUUUCUUCAAUCGAAUCUUGUUUGCCUGGAUGGAUGCCUUGAUUUGGAAAGGCUACAGAAGACCUUUAGAGAUGAAAGACCUUUGGAGUCUUACCUAUGAAAAUGCAUCUCGCACCAUUGUGAAAAGGUGGAACAAGAACUGGAGGAAGUCAGUUGCGAAAAAAGAAAAGAAAGCUGAGAGAGAGGCAUGGGCAUCUACCAACAACUCUACUGAGGUGGAGUUAAAAGGAGUAGGAAAAGACAAGAAGGAAUAUGUUUCCAUCCUUCCCACUAUGAUACGCACUUUUGGUCCUACAUUCCUUUUUGGAGCAACAUUGAAGUUAUUCCAUGACUGUUUGCAGUUUGUAAGUCCACAAAUCCUCAGUGCCUUGAUCACCUUCACAGAAUCUGAAGAUGAACCAGUAUGGAAGGGGUACAUGUAUGCUGUACUCAUGAUUGUGUGUGCACAGAUCCAAUCUCUUGUGCUUGGACAGUAUUUCAUGAAAAUGUUCUUAGCUGGUUUAAGAAUCAGAACAGGUGUAAUUUCUGCAGUAUACAGAAAGGCCCUGCGCAUUUCCAGCUCUGCAAGAAAAGAGUCUACUGUUGGAGAGAUAGUCAAUUUAAUGUCUGUUGAUGCCCAGCGAUUCAUGGAUCUAACUUCAUACAUCAACAUGCUGUGGUCUGCACCACUGCAAAUUGCUUUGGCACUUUAUUUCCUGUGGGGUCUUCUAGGACCAUCUGUACUUGCUGGCCUGGCUGUUAUGAUAGUGUUGAUCCCUGUGAAUGGUUUUAUUGCUAAUAAGACCAAGCAGUUCCAGAUCAGUCAGAUGAAGAACAAGGACCAGCGAGUGAAGCUUAUGAAUGAAAUCUUGAAUGGCAUUAAGGUUUUGAAGCUGUAUGCAUGGGAACCCUCCUUUGAGGAGCAAGUCCUAGGAGUUCGCAACUUGGAGAUUAAAGUGCUGAAGAAAUCGGCUUACCUCAAUGCAGGUACUUCCUUCAUUUGGACCUGCACGCCUUUCCUGGUGACAUUUGUAAUGUUCACAACCUAUGUCAUGACUGACCCAACGCACAUCCUGACUGCCGACAAGAUUUUCACGUCUCUCACCCUCUUGAACAUUUUGCGCAUGCCCAUGGCCAUGUUACCAUUCCUUAUAGUUGCAUCUGUGCAGGCGAAUGUUUCACUGACAAGGUUGAACAAGUUCUUAAAUGCUGAUGAACUAGACCCAGAUGCUGUGACUAAGGAUAAAACUAUAAAGAAGCCUAUUACCAUAGAGAAUGGUACCUUUGCUUGGGGUCACGAUGAGGAAGAUGGCAAACCAGUAUUGCACAACGUUGAUAUGGAAAUUGAAGAAGGCUCACUGGUUGCAGUUGUAGGAAGUGUAGGGGCCGGCAAGUCAUCGCUCUGCUCGGCUAUUCUUGGAGAAAUGGAGAAGCAGUCAGGAAGAGUCAACGUUAAUGGAAACAUUGCCUAUGUUGCUCAACAAGCUUGGAUCCAGAAUGCGACUUUAGAAGACAACAUCUUAUUCAACAACAAGAAAGAUGAAGACAGAUACUCUAGUUGUGUCCGAGCAUGUGCUCUGCAAUCUGACUUGGACAUGCUACCCGGUGGAGAUCAAACAGAAAUUGGGGAAAAGGGUAUCAACUUGAGUGGUGGACAGAAGCAGCGAGUGAGCUUGGCCAGAGCAGUUUAUUCUGAUGCAGACAUUUACCUCCUUGAUGAUCCCCUUAGUGCAGUUGAUUCCCAUGUUGGAAAGCAUAUUUUCGAGAAUGUCAUUGGACCAGAGGGAGUUCUGAAGGGAAAAACUCGCAUUUUGGUGACCCAUGGCCUAACAUACUUACCAAAAGUUGAAAAAAUUGUUGUGCUCAAGAAUGGUACAAUCACAGAGCAAGGUUCAUAUAAGGAGUUGAUUGAAAAGAAAGGAGAAUUCCAAGAAUUUCUGCUGCAGUAUUUGUCAGAAGAAAAUGAAGACGAAGAAGACCUGGAAGAAUUGGAAGACAUUAAGAUGCAGUUGGAGAGCACACUUGGCAAGCAAGGUUUACAACGGCAGAUAUCUCGGACAAAGCACGAGAGUGAGAGUGACAGCAUGGGCAUGGGGGUUUUCAAACAUGGGGAACAAGGGGCAGUACCCGUCACGAACAAAGAAGUCAGUGAAUUGAAAAGACCAAGCACCCCAUCGUCCUCCUCAGAACCCCGGAUUAAAGUCCAGCUUUUGUGUCGGAUACUACAUCAGGGCCACGGAAACAUGUCAACCUGCAUAUGUAUGUUUUAUAUCCUUUUCCCAAGCUUGCACAUAGGCUCAAAUGUGUGGUUACUGCUGGUCGCUAAUCAGCACUCCAAAAGAGGGGGCAGGAUCACUAUGACCCUUCACUUGUGGCUAAAAAUUCACCCACACCAAGGGGAAUUCUAUCACAACAUGUGUGUCUGGCCCCGCUCAAAGAAGGCUAGAAUAACUGGUGUAAGGCCCGAUCACACCAGAAAAUCCCCUGCAAUUUUCAUAUGCCUUGGAUCAGUUUUAAUUGCUGGUGCAACUGUUGCGGCAUCAAAAGUGAUGCACAAGAGCCUGGGUUUCGUGCCUGAUAGCGGUAAGGAGUAUCACAAAAAUAUUUGGGAGUGUGGAACUCUGAUGCAUAUAGAGACAAAAUACUGCUGUUCUUUCUUUGUAAUAUUACUUAAAGAUUUUCCAGAAUUUUAUCUUAAUAGGUUUAGAGUAGCUCACACUCAAAAGCAAAGUGUGAAAUCAGCAUUGUUCAUCUUGGGUGGAGCAUUUUCCUUGUCAUUCGGUGCUCUUGAUGCAGCAGAAGGACUACACACAAAUAUUUUGAAGAAUGUCCUGCGUCUGCCAAUGUCCUUCUUUGACAAAAAACCCACUAAUAUUGCAUUCAUAUUUAGAGUGAUUGCAACCUUUGUGGCCAUCAUUUAUGCAACUCCAGUGUUUGCUGUGGUCAUGCUGCCAACUAUGAUUAUAUACUACUUUGUGCAGGGACUUUAUGUUUCAACCUCAAGACAGCUGAAACGUAUUGAGUCGGUGUCUCGUUCUCCCAUUUACUCACACUUCCAAGAGACUAUACAGGGUGCUAGCACAAUUCGCGCCUUUGGCAGAUCUCACCAAUUUAUGCUGGAAUCGGAGAAGAAAGUUGACACGAACCAAAUCAGCUCCUUCCCGAGUGUCAUGGCUAAUCGCCUUUAUCAUUCUGUUGGGAAGAACAUUGAAAUCACAAAGACCUGUGGUCAAGGGGCUAAACAUGCUUUAAGGGGACUAUGUCAAGAAGUGGAAAAAUCAGCCUACUACUGUCUGAGCUGUGGCCUUGCCCCACUGAAUAAAAGUGUGGUAUUUGAAAUGGUUGGCAAUCGUCUUGAGUUCAUUGGUAACAUCCUGACCUUCUUUGCUGCUCUGUUUGCCGUUCUUGGCCGAGAUACCAUAACUGGUGGACUUGUUGGUCUUUCAGUCAGCUACGCAUUGUCAGUAACACAAAAAACCCUUAACUUUUACCAGGGGAGGAUGAUUGAAAAUGUAAAGCAGUUUGAAACUUUCCCUUACAGUGGGGAACACAGGGGCAGUAUCCGUCACCGAACAAAGAAGAUCAGUGAAUCUGAAAAGACCAAGCCAGCCAUUGCUCCUCCUCAGAAGCCGGAUGCUAAAGUUGGACAGAAACUUAUUGAGAAAGAGAAGGCAGAAACUGGCAAGGUCCAGCUUUCUGUGUACGGAUACUACAUCAGGGCCAUCGGCAUCAUGUCAACCUGCAUGACUGUAUUGUUUUAUAUCCUUUCCCAAGCUUGCACAGUAGGCUCAAAUGUGUGGCUUACUGCAUGGUCGUCUGAAUCAGCACUCCAAAAUGAGACGGGGCAGGAUCCAGCUGUGAGAGACAAAUACCUAGGUGUUUAUGGUGCUCUUGGGAUUGGGCAAGCAAUUUUCAUAUGCCUUGGAUCAGUUUUAAUUGCUGGUGCAACUGUUGCGGCAUCAAAAGUGAUGCACAAGAGGUUGCUCGAUAAUGUUAUGCACAGCCCUAUGAUGUUCUUUGAUAUGACACCCAUCGGUCGUAUUGUUAACCGUUUCUCAAAAGACUUGGACACAAUAGAUGUACUUCUACCUAAUAAUCUGAGAGCCUGGGUUUCGUGCCUGAUAGCGCAUUUGAGAUCUAAGACAGUACUCUUAUUAACCCAAAGCUACCAGGAAAAUCGUAACAUGCUUUACAUCCCCCUGCAUAUUUGUACUUCAGCAUUGUUCAUCUUGGGUGGAGCAUUUUCCUUGUCAUUCGGUGCUCUUGAUGCAGCAGAAGGACUACACACAAAUAUUUUGAAGAAUGUCCUGCGUCUGCCAAUGUCCUUCUUUGACACAAACCCAGUAGGGCGCAUGAUUAAUCGGUUUGGCAAGGAUGUUGACACAAUGGACAAUAUUUUGCCUUGGAGCAUACGAUCCUGGCUGAUGUGCCUGUUUCAGGUGAUUGCAACCUUUGUGGCCAUCAUUUAUGCAACUCCAGUGUUUGCUGUGGUCAUGCUGCCAACUAUGAUUAUAUACUACUUUGUGCAGGGACUUUAUGUUUCAACCUCAAGACAGCUGAAACGUAUUGAGUCGGUGUCUCGUUCUCCCAUUUACUCACACUUCCAAGAGACUAUACAGGGUAAGCUUAUGUUGUGCUGCACAAUUCGCCUUUGGCAGAUCUCACCAAAUUUUAUGCUGGAAUCGAGAAGAAAGUUGACACAACCAAUCAGCUCUUCCCAGUGUCAUGGCUAUCGUAAUACUCGUUUGUCAGAGGUGUUCCUAAGAAUGGUUCUCUCAACAUUUUCCAGCCUUUAUCAUUCUGUUGGGAAGAACAUUGAAAUCACAAAGACCUGUGGUCAAGGGGCUAAACAUGCUUUAAGGGGACUAUGUCAAGAAGUGGAAAAAUCAGCCUCUCUGUUCAAUGCCAGGGAACAAUGGUUGGCAAUUCGUCUUGAGUUCAUUGGUAACAUCCUGACCUUCUUUGCUGCUCUGUUUGCCGUUCUUGGCCGAGAUACCAUAACUGGUGGACUUGUUGGUCUUUCAGUCAGCUACGCAUUGUCAGUAACACAAACCCUGAACUGGUUAGUAAGAAUGACGUCAGAUGUAGAGACGAAUAUUGUGGCUGUAGAACGUAUCAAAGAAUACACUGAAACCACUCAAGAAGCAGAAUGGGAAAUCCCUGCGAAAAAGCCACAGAAAGACUGGCCAGAGCAAGGGGUGGUCAAGUUUAAUAAUUAUUCCACCAGAUAUCGAGAAGGUCUCGAUUUAGUUGUGAAAAAUAUUGAUUGUAAUAUAUCUGGAGGAGAGAAGAUUGGUAUUGUUGGUCGAACUGGUGCUGGGAAGUCUUCACUCACACUGGCACUUUUCCGCAUUAUUGAAGCUGCUGGUGGCAACAUCACAAUUGACGAUAUUGACAUUUCCAAAAUUGGUUUACAUGAUGUACGAAGAAGAUUGACAAUUAUCCCACAGGACCCUGUGCUGUUCAGUGGUACGCUUCGCAUGAACUUGGAUCCCUUCAACUUAUAUGAGGAUGAGAAAGUCUGGUCAGCCCUGGAACAUUCUCACCUCAAGGGCUUUGUUUCAGGCCUUAAUGCUGGCCUUCAGCAUGAAGUUUCUGAAGGGGGUGAAAACCUCAGUGUUGGCCAGAGGCAGCUUGUGUGUCUGGCCCGAGCUCUCCUCCGCAAAACGAGGGUGCUGGUCUUAGAUGAGGCCACGGCAGCUGUUGAUUUGGAGACAGAUGACCUCAUCCAGCAGACUAUCCGCCGGGAGUUUGCUGAUUGCACUGUGAUCACUAUUGCUCAUAGGCUGAACACUAUCAUGGACUCAUCUAGAGUUUUGGUCCUAGACAAAGGAGAGAUCCGAGAGUUUGACUCCCCAGAAAACCUGUUAAAAGACAAGAAAUCAAUAUUCUAUUCAAUGGCCAAAGAUGCAGGUCUUGUAUAAUACAUUCUUCCUUAAUAUAUGGUACUUAUUGUGUCAGCAUUUUGAUGAAAAUAGCGUGUCAAGUAAAGAACACCCUACAGGUAUUUUAAUGUUCAUUAUUGUUUAUGUUCAUAAUUGUUGUGCAGGAAGUAUUUUAUUUUGAGAAAUAAAAUACAUUUAUAAUGUUCUCAUAUUGUCUGUGAUUUAGUAUGUUACAGUUUGUACUCAUCAGAUGUAUAAAUAUACUGUAAUUGUUUCAGUUACUUGUUUAUAUGAAACAUUUUUUGUCAUGUUAAUGUCUCUUGAGUUGGAAGUGAAAGUUUGUUUUAAACUUUUUUGAUGUACAAUAAACUGUGCAUUUUUCUGCAGUUUUAUUUUAUGUUUAGUAUUUUUUAGUUCUGUGUCAACUUAGUGUUAUUUAAGUUAUGAGUGAUUCUGUAGUUCUUGUUUGGUCAAGAAUUAGAAUGGCGAACAUAAUUUGUUUAAUGUACAAGUAAGAAUAAAAGUGGAAGAUAUUUUUGAACCUUGACUUAUUUCCUGUAAAAGGCUGUCUUUAGAAUACUCUAAAGGAAGUAAAUAUGAUUAGUGAUUAGUUUUUGAAAUAAGGACAUGCUCGUAUUUACAUCAUUCGUAUUAAUAUUCAUAUUUGUAGAGGAUUUUGGAAAGAAAACUUAUAAAGGGUUGUUCAUUGUUCUGGUUAACUGAGCGAUAUAGAUAAUAUUGCAUAGUAAAUGACUUUUCAGUAGAUUUGAAAUGAAAUGGGCAAUUAUUUAACAUAUAUUCUAAGCAUCAUUUUCAUAAAUGUAAGAGUUUCACAUUUAAGUAAAUGAGCAAAAUGUGUUCAUCAUUCAGAAAAAAAUUAUUCAUGAUUUAGGGUUGACUUAUUUUUCAGUUGUGUAGAAGAAUUCUCUGAUAUUAAAAUGUUCCUAGGACGAUGAUGAGGUGAGCCUUCAACAAAUAAAAGUACUCUUAUAGGUCCAUAUCCAUUAUAAAUAAUAAAUUAUUAAUUUCCAAGUAACUAAGACUUGUUUCAUCAACUUUUAAGUGUAGAUUCAAUCCUUUACAUCUCUUAUUGGUAGCGUUAAAAAUAUUUCAUGUCCUCCAUUCUAAAUAAAUAAAGGAGUAAAGUAUGAAAAUAGUUGUUGUGAUUCAGUGGUAUUGUGAAUGUAUACAGUUACAGAUUCCUAGCAAAAUCGGAACUAUUUUUACAUCAUGAAUAUUGCAAAAUAGUUUCUUUAGGUUACCGACAUUGACAAAUGGAAAGAUUUUCUUGUGUAUGAUAUUGUUUUUAGUUAAGUUUAGAUAUGAUUGUUCUGUUUGUUGAUUCUCGCAUAUCUGUAUUUUAAACAUGUCUAGCAGUCAAUAAGUACCUGUAAUUGUUAGUGUAGUGUAGGAUUUUGUUUAUGAAAUAGAUAUACAACUUACAUUUUUCUUCAGGGCUUGUGUGACUUAGUACUAAAAUCUGAUCUAUUUCAAGUUUUCAUUAUUUGAAAAAAAAAAUGCAUAUAAAGAAUAUCUUGAAGUCUCUAACAUUUAUAGAUCAUUUGUAAUGAUGUAAAUAAAUUUGUGUGACUAAAUGUAUGUAUUUACUUUGUCUGUGGAUUUAAGUGAUGUUAAAGGUCAGACCUGAGAAAUGGUUCUUAUUUCUUGUCAAAACUUAUUUUUCGGUGUCAUAAAAUGUAUUUAAUUACCAAAUUAGAUUAAUAAUGUCCAUGGUUUUGAGGACAUCCAGGAAGUGUGAGUAGCCUUGUUGGUGUCACAGAAGCGCUGCCUCUCCUGAUCCCUGUCUCUUACUCCUCUUCCAAGCAACCUUCAGCAACAUUCUCUGUCUUUCUUUUUUCAUUAAUUCACUAUCUCUGUAACUGUCUUUUUCUAUUUAUUUAUUAAUUCAUCCAUUCACUUUAUCAUACUUCCUUGACUUUUCUCUUCUUCCCAUUAAUCAAUUUUCUCUUUCUCUGGUCAGUCUUCAUGAUCUUUGUCUUUAUCUCUCUCUCUCUUUCAUUCAUUCAUUUAUUCAUCCUGCACCUCGGUAUCUCAUCUAACCGUUUUGUCCAAAAAGUUGAGUAGAUCUGAUAAGAUGUCAGUUGAUUCAGCAUCAGACAAUAGCAGCAUCAGCCAGUCAACUACUAUUAAGGUUUCCUACGUUUUUCUGGAAUUCACACUGGGUUCAGUGGCUGGAUGCGCUUCGAGAGUAAUUUCUCAUUAGCCUAGGUCAUUUGUUGGUGAGAAUUAUUUGAUGAUAUUAAAGAAAAGCUCUUGGCAAAAUGAAAAUAGGACUGGUCUGCACCUUUAAUUUUUAUUUAUUACUUUACAGUUAAAAAGAUUAAAUACUUAUUGAAUUACCAGUGUUAAAAACUUGGGUAGUCUUCACAUCUACUAUGGUUUUUGUUAUACUUAUUGAUUAAAAAAAAAAGGAAUUAAGAUGUAUUUUGAACUAUUUGUGCAUUUUCAACUCUCAGUGAUCUGCUUUUGUAAGAUGAACAUUGUAGAGGGAGAAAAAAUAAAUAGAUAAAUAAAAAGCAGUUUUAGA
Molecule: messenger RNA, 9128 nt
Organism: Penaeus monodon (black tiger shrimp)
Lineage: Eukaryota; Metazoa; Arthropoda; Malacostraca; Decapoda; Penaeidae
Product: multidrug resistance-associated protein 1-like
Exons: 54
Coding region: 71-6619 (2182 amino acids)
Biological process (GO): transmembrane transport
Cellular component (GO): membrane
Molecular function (GO): ABC-type transporter activity; ATP hydrolysis activity; ATP binding
Source: RefSeq, a predicted model, not a curated record